Molecule: messenger RNA, 2235 nt
Organism: Plenodomus lingam JN3
Lineage: Eukaryota; Fungi; Ascomycota; Dothideomycetes; Pleosporales; Leptosphaeriaceae
Source: RefSeq, a predicted model, not a curated record
AUGCCUCGUCCCAGACUCCCCAACACCACAAGUGUCCAGCUUGUGCAAGGCAUCACAAGAGGUGGAUGCGAUGAAGAAAAUGCCUGCGAAUACGCUGGUGGAUGUCAUGUUCCUGCCGGUGAAAAGCGGGUCGACAAGUUCCCGCUGCAGGCCCGAAGAUCUCGCGCUGGAAACCGGGUUACGCAGCCCGCGCAGUCUGACAAACGACAGCCCACGGCCUGCAAACCCUCAGGCAUCAGCAGACAUUGUCAGCCCAGAAAAACUUCUCGCACCAACAUCACCGGACAGCUGAUCAAGGCUCACGCGGCCAACUCCGUGAGUCCGUCCUUGGCCUGUGAGUCCACUUGGAAAGGCGCGGGUAGUCGCGCAAAGUACCCAAAGAUCGCAUACGCAAUGGCAAACAACGGAAUCCGACGGAAAGAUACGACAAAAGGGCCUCCCUUGCGUAUUCUAUCACUAGAUGGCGGAGGUGUGCGGGGGUAUUCGAUGCUCAUCAUCCUCCAAGAGUUGAUGCACCGAACUUUUGUCGAAACUGAGGGCAGAGCACCCAAGCGCCACGAAGUACCCAAGCCAUGCGAGCACUUCGACCUGAUAGCAGGCACUGGCACGGGAGGCCUGAUUGCCAUUAUGUUGGGCCGCCUGAGGAUGGACGUGGAGACGUGCAAAGACGUCUAUGUGCGCAUGACGAGGCGUGUCUUUGAGACGGAUAAGACGUUUGCUGGAAUCCCCUAUCGAUCGACUCUGUUCAAGGCAUCCAAGUUGGAGGAGGCUAUUAUGGAAUGCGUGCGCGAACACACCAUCUACGACGACGAAGGCAACGACAACCAUGGCGGACUGGCAUCCUCCGCAGACCUUCAAACGCCAAUGACACCAGGAAGCGCAAUGCCCCGGCGCAUGGAACGAAGCGUUAGCAACGCCAGCCGAUAUAGCCAGAUUGGGACGUCGCCAGUGAAUAUGCGCAUGGCGGCGAUGAAAUGGGGCAACCCGCACGCACAGCUCUACGACAACCGCGAAGAGCGUACCAAGACAGCCGUCACAGCUGUCUACAAAGGCACCAAGAAGGCGGGCACCGGCCAGAUCUUUCUCCGCUCGUAUGAUUCACGCAAAGAACCCCCCGUCGAACCGAAUGCGACGAUUUGGCAAGCAGGACGAGCCACUUGCGCCACUGCCUUGGCCUUCAAGCCCAUUCAGAUUGGCCAAUCUGUCUUCCUCGAUGAGGGCACUGGGAAAUAUAAUCCUGCGCCGAUGGUGCUUGACGAGGCUGUCUGCAAUGAAUGGCCUGGAAGGGAGGUCGGAGUCUUUAUCAGCAUCGGUACAGGCAAGCGACCGGACGGCACCAACAACCAACAACACCUCUGGUGGGAAGGCUUUGUCUCAGGCGGCAUUGGAGACUUUGCUGAAGCACGACGAAGGCUGAUACAGAAGAUUGAGGAUUGCGAAAAGACCCAUUUAGCAAUGAAGGACCACCUCGCAAAGCGUCAAGUCAACCCGGAGAACUACUAUCGAUUAAAUGUCCAUGUAGGUGUUGGUGAAUUUGGAAUGAAUGAGUGGAACGCGCUCGCCGACAUCAGCACCAACACGCGCAUGUACCUCGCCGAGAAGAACGUCCAGGCCAUUACAUUAGACUCAGCCGCCAAGAUUGCUCGCAUACACUUUGCAAAGCUACGAUGGGAGCGCACACAGAAAAAUAUAUCGCCAUACGCAGGCGCAGAAGCACCAAACAAGCCUCUUCCGACCAUACCCGAUCCUCACCCUAUGGCAGUUGAGUUGCCAGCAGAGGAGCUCACACCGGAAUAUGUUGCCAGCCUCCAUCCUGCAUUGCGACCUAUACCUGCACCUCAUCGCCGGCCAUCUGAUGAUGCUAAAUACCUGGCCGUCUCCUCAGAUGAGUUCCCUCAAGUAGUAACCAGUGAUGUUUUACCCCGACAUUCUGGCGACUUCACGUCUCUGGGGCGUCGAUCCGACGAGCAGUUCUCGGCAGUUGGACGGCCUUUAUCCAUGUCCAGUCUCACUCCAAGCUUCGAGGAUCGGUUGCAACAAGCGCCUCCGAGACCUCCCAAGACACCCAUGGAAGCUGACUUGCGGCCGGUGGGUCUACCGAGUGCUGCGCGAACGUCGCCGCCAGCUGGAUCAAGUUUUGCUCGACCACCACCGGGUGCGCCACUGCCGUAUCCAGAUGAUGAUGGGCCGCCACCGGUUGUCAAUAAAGCCACGAAACCCGAUUAUUCACGAUGA